GGAUGUCAGAGAAAAGAUUCCAGAUUGUAUCCUAGGACCAUUUCCAACAGCUGCCAGCCAAAGAAGUAGAAACUCUCUAAUGAUGAAACCAGUUCAGACUAUAAACUACAAGCCUCCCAGCCUUGACUUGGCUGAUAGAGAUCAGAUGGUGACUGAAUAGAAGCUGCCCCAGUCCUGGAUCCAUGAUGUACGCACCAGUUGAGUUUUCAGAAGUUGAUUACCCACAAGUUGAAUAUCAAAGAAGACAACAAUUUUGGGAUCCUAUACGUCUAGCUCUUUUCACAUUGGCAAUUGUAGCAAUCAUAGGAAUUGCAAUUGGUAUCGUUACUCAUUUUGUUGUUGAGGAUGAUAAGUCAUUCUAUUACCUUGCCUCUUUUAAAGUAACAAAUAUAAAAUACAAAGAAAAUUAUGGAAUGAAAAGCUCAAGAGAGUUUAUAGAAAGGAGUCAUCAGAUUGAGAGAAUGAUGUCUAGGAUAUUUCGACGUUCUUCUGGAGGAGGUCGGUUUAUCAAAUCUCAUGUUAUCAGACUGAGUCCAGAUGAACAAGGUAUGAACAUCCUCAUGGUGCUUAUGUUUCGAUACCCAUCUACUGAUAGUGCUGAGCAAAUCAAGAAAAAAAUUGAGAGGAUUUUAUAUCAAAGUCUGAAGACAAAACAGUUGCCUCUGACUAUAAACAAAUCAUCAUUCACGCUCACAUCUAUCGACAGCAAAAGGAUGAGGAAUCUUCUCAACAGCCGCUGCGGAAUAAGGAUGACAUCUUCAAACAUGCCUUUACCAGCAUCCUCCUCUACUGAGAGGAUUGUCCAAGGGAGGGAAACAGCCAUGGAAGGCGAGUGGCCAUGGCAGGCCAGCCUCCAGCUCAUAGGUUCUGGCCAUCAGUGCGGAGCCACCCUCAUCAGUAACACGUGGCUGCUCACAGCAGCUCACUGCUUCCGCAAAAAUAAAGACCCAAGUCAAUGGAUUGCUACUUUUGGUACAACUAUUACACCACCUGCAGUGCAACGAAGCCUGGGGAAAAUUAUCCUUCAUGAAAAUUACCAUAGGGAAACAAAUGAAAAUGACAUUGCCUUGGCUCAGCUUACCAACCGAGUUGAGUUUUCAAAUAUAGUCCAGAGAGUUUGCCUCCCAGAUUCAUCUAUAAAGUUGCCACCUAAAACAAGUGUAUUUGUCACAGGUUUUGGAUCCAUUGUAGAUGAUGGACCCACGCAAAACAAACUUCGGCAAGCCAGGGUGGAAACCAUAAGCACAGAUGUGUGUAACAGAAAGGAUGUGUAUGAUGGCCUGAUAACUUCAGGAAUGCUAUGUGCUGGAUUCAUGGAAGGAAAAGUAGAUGCGUGUAAGGGCGAUUCUGGUGGUCCUCUGGUUUAUGAUAAUCAUGACAUCUGGUACUUAGUUGGUAUAGUAAGUUGGGGACAAUCAUGUGCUCUUCCCAAGAAACCUGGGGUCUAUACACGAGUGACUCAGUAUCGAGGAUGGAUUGCCUCAAAGACUGGUAUCUAG
Molecule: messenger RNA, 1499 nt
Organism: Felis catus (domestic cat)
Lineage: Eukaryota; Metazoa; Chordata; Mammalia; Carnivora; Felidae
Gene: TMPRSS11F
Product: transmembrane protease serine 11F
Exons: 11
Coding region: 183-1499 (438 amino acids)
Biological process (GO): proteolysis
Cellular component (GO): extracellular region; plasma membrane
Molecular function (GO): serine-type endopeptidase activity
Source: RefSeq, a predicted model, not a curated record